GCCUGUGGUAGAGUCGGGAUCCCUGUGGUUGUCAGUUAAAGAUGGCGGCUUUCCCGUCGCUUCUUCCUCGUCCUACGGAUGAUCUGUGGUUCUGCCUCGAGAAGCGUUUGGAUGACGACGCAAUCCUCGUUAAAGAAGAAGAGGAAUACGCUGCUUAUCUUGAAGAUAUAGUGAAGAAAGGCAAGGACAUCGUGCCCAUUGGCAAAACUAAGGAGCAACCUGAGGCAGUGGAAGAAGAGGAGGAGGAAGAACUGGAGGAUGAGGAAGAUUCCGCCGAGGAGCUAGAGGAGGAGACGGAUGAGUAUGAGAGCCCCCCUAGCAGUCCUAGCCCUGGACCAGAGUCGGUAGAAGGGGAGGUUGAAAUGAUGGAUCUGAGCUUCAUGUGAAAAAGAUGCUGAAGUAGUCAAGGGGCCAAACAGAACCAGGGAAGAGCCAAGAAUGGAACUCUUAAUGGAAUAGCUAAAACAGGCUGUGAUACCUAUGAUGUAAAAGAAAUAAGAGAUCUGCAGUGUAGCAAAUUGUAACUGGGUUUGCUUAAAGUUUAAUCUCCAUGUUAACAAUUAAAAAAGCCUUGAAUGAUAGCAGGCAAUAAGUAGACCAGGAUGUAAAUCAAUAUUAGGUCUAUGAGGCUUUCAACCACUUUUAGGCCAGCCCCCAUUCACUUUGUGUAGGCUCUAUUUCCAGUGGAUAUCAGGCGUUUUGCGGUCAUACACAAAAACAGCUUACUGUACCAGAAAGCAGUGUUUUCAUGUUGAAUUGUUUUUGAAAAAUCACUAGAUUUUACACUUGCAUAGAAUGUUAUAAGCUCUGCACCAUAAGCAAUUCCUACCUAUGUUCUUGGAGAUCACAGUUCUACUUUCUCCUUGUUUAGAGGGAAAAUUCACACCUUUUCAUGCAUACUUAGCAGAUUAUGCUUGUAUUACUCUAUAUACCUGAUAGAUUUAUUAAAAUUUAUUUAAGCUUUAA
Messenger RNA from Nematostella vectensis (starlet sea anemone), 966 nucleotides. RefSeq names its product anaphase-promoting complex subunit 15B. The record is from RefSeq and is a predicted model, not a curated record. The coding region runs from base 42 to 386 and encodes 114 amino acids. Gene Ontology annotation, biological process: regulation of mitotic cell cycle spindle assembly checkpoint. Lineage: Eukaryota; Metazoa; Cnidaria; Anthozoa; Actiniaria; Edwardsiidae. Gene Ontology annotation, cellular component: anaphase-promoting complex. The transcript is spliced from 4 exons.